CGACUUUCGGGAACAAUAGAACAAUGAAGUACCCAAAAAAUACAAAGGGCGGGUAUUGUAAACCCUCGUAGUGUCGUAACUCCAAUCAUCGCAACAUCGGCGGCCUCUGUCCGUGGUGGUGCAGCUAUUUCGUUUCUUCGCCGAGGUAAAUUGAAAUUCUAUAAUGGUGAGUGGGAAGCGACCUUAUGGUCAGAGGGACAACAAUGGAGACAAUAAGAGCCACAGGAGACGGAUUACCGACCAAGAUGACUGGGUUAGUGAUGAACUGGUCGUUUACCGAAUACUGUGCCCUGAUGAGGUCAUUGGAAGUGUUAUUGGUAAGAGUGGUAAAGUGAUAAACUCAAUAAGACAAGAAACAAGGGCAAAGAUUAAGGUGGUUGAUCCAUUUCCUGGUGCCAAGGACCGUGUUAUAACAAUAUUCUGCUUUGUCAAGGAUAAGGAGGAUGUGGACAUUGAUGAUGAGUUCAAUGACAGACAAACAUUAUGUGCAGCCCAGGAUGCUCUUCUUAAAAUUCAUGCUGCUAUUUCCAAUGCGCUGGCUUCUGCUGGAGAUUUAGACAGGAAUCUGAGGGAUAAGGAACAAUGCCAAGUUCUCAUCCCUUCGAGCCAAUCUGCUAAUGUCAUUGGUAAAGCAGGAUCAACUAUUAAAAAGCUUAGAAGCAAGACAAGGACCAGUAUAAGAAUCAUCCCCAAGGAUGCCUCUGAUCCAAUUCACUCAUGUGCCAUGGAAUUUGACAAUUUCGUCAUGAUAGCUGGUGAACCUGAUGGAGUAAGACGGGCUCUAUUUGCAAUAUCUUCAAUUAUGUAUAAGUUCCCUCCUAGAGAAGAGAUUCCUCUUGAUACAAAUGUAAAUGAAGCCCCUCCUAGUAUAAUUAUCCCGUCAGAUGUUCCUCUGUAUUCAACAGGUGGACUAUAUCCAAGUGCAGAUCCCAUUCUUCCUCCCAGAUCUAUUCCGCCUAUGCUUGGUGCCCAACAUGUCCAGGAUCUUCAUGAUUACCCUGAUACUGGGAAUGCAUGGCCUCUCUAUUCAUCUGCUCUUCCUAUGGUUUCUAGUAUUAGCAGUCAUCCUCCAUCGGAGGAAUUGGUGAUUAGAUUAUUAUGCCCCCUUGAUAACAUUGGCCGUGUCAUUGGUAAGGGUGGGGGUACCAUUAAAAGCAUAAGGCAAGCUAGUGGCGCUUGUGUGGAAGUUGAUGAUUCCAAGCGUGAUUGUGAUGAAUGCUUAAUCACUAUCUCGUCAUUUGAGUCUUUGGAUGAUCUGAAAUCAAUGGCCGUUGAAACUGUGUUAUUGCUGCAAGAGAAGAUUAAUGAUGAUGAAGGUGGAAUGGUGAUCAUGCGAUUACUUGUUCCAUCUAAAGUUAUUGGUUGUAUUAUUGGAAAAAGUGGUUCAAUCAUCAAUGAGAUUCGGAAGUCAUCUAGAGCUGAUAUCCGUAUUUCUAAGGGUGACAAAAUUAAGUGUGCUGCUGCCAAUGAUGAACUUGUUGAGGUAACUGGUAAUGUUGGCAGUGUGAGAGAUGCAUUGGUCCAGAUCGUGUUAAGGCUUCGUGAUGAUGCUUUGAAAGAGAGGGAUGUUGGUCAUAACCUUGCUGUCGGUACUGAUUCCAUGUAUUCAUCUGGUUCCAGUUUUUCGAUGCCAUCUGUAUUGCCUUCUGUUUCUCCUGGUGCUCCACCAAUGGGCUAUGACCAGAGGGCUGAAAGUGGAAGCGGUUUAGGCGCUCUCUCUUCAAGUAGCAUAUAUGGAUAUGGUUCACUGUCGAUGGGAGACAAUGGCUAUGGAUCCAUGCCCUCAUAUUCAUCCAAGUUGUAUGGAGGGCUGCCUCCUCCAUCUUCUCUUGAGAUGUUGAUCCCAGCAAAUGCCGCUGGUAAAGUUAUUGGAAAAGGAGGGGCUAAUAUCGCCAACAUUAGGAAGAUAUCAGGAGCGCUGAUAGAGAUUUCAGACUCUAAGUCAUCUCGAGGUGAUCGUAUUGCUCUUAUAUCUGGUACAUCUGAACAGAAGCGCACAGCUGAAAACUUGAUUCAGGCAUUUAUAAUGGCUACAUGAGAAGGAAGAUGACCUUAUGUUUGAAGGUUACUAGAUGUAAAUCUUCCAUUUCAGUUCAUCCUCUGUAGAUCUCCCUAGGUUCAGUUCUGGAGAGGGUACCUCUUCUCACAUUCAAGUUCUUGAGUUUUUUUCCCCAUUAAAUGCUUGUCAGGAUGAAAUGGGAGGACCUACAGCUGGUUCAUAUCUAGGGUUCCUAGAGCUUUUGUUUCUUAAUCUAUUCUUCUGUGGAUUCUUAGAACGUAUAGGAUCUUUCCUUUCGUACUUGUAUAUCUGGCCAUAUCUUUUAUCAGCUGGGAUUUCAUCUCAUUUCCAAUGCUGUCGUACUCACAUUAUAUGAUGAUUAUGCCAGAUGGGUUCCAGUAUGGUCGUUAUUCUCAA
Messenger RNA from Cucurbita moschata (crookneck pumpkin), 2416 nucleotides. RefSeq names its product KH domain-containing protein At4g18375-like. Gene Ontology annotation, biological process: regulation of gene expression. The record is from RefSeq and is a predicted model, not a curated record. The coding region runs from base 164 to 2038 and encodes 624 amino acids. Gene Ontology annotation, molecular function: mRNA binding. Gene Ontology annotation, cellular component: nucleus; cytoplasm. The transcript has 8 exons. Lineage: Eukaryota; Viridiplantae; Streptophyta; Magnoliopsida; Cucurbitales; Cucurbitaceae.